This is a messenger RNA of Myxocyprinus asiaticus (Chinese sucker), 2086 nucleotides long. Its product is annotated as myelin basic protein-like. The transcript is spliced from 6 exons. Gene Ontology annotation, biological process: myelination. Gene Ontology annotation, molecular function: structural constituent of myelin sheath. Gene Ontology annotation, cellular component: compact myelin; neuronal cell body; cell periphery. NCBI's taxonomy places the organism in Eukaryota, Metazoa, Chordata, Actinopteri, Cypriniformes, Catostomidae. The record is from RefSeq and is a predicted model, not a curated record. The coding region runs from base 130 to 543 and encodes 137 amino acids.
UCUUCCUUAGAAGCGCCGAAGACUAUCGAGAAGCUUUGCAGAGUGUCCACAGAGCGGACUUUGGAUUGAGUGAAGAAGGACAUUCGUGGGCCGUCCAGACUGUAGACCCAAAACAGAUCAACACCUAGAAUGGCCACUGCAAGCACCUCUGGACAAAGCGCAUUCGGGCUGGGCAGGAAGAAGAGGGCCCCGGGUCUCCUGGAUAAGAUUGGCAGGUUCUUUGGGGGAGACAAAAAGAGAAAGGGAAAGGGUUCAUUUCGUGGUCACCUGUCCUCCUCUCCACAGAGACCCCAGCACUCUUCCACCCGUCGUCGUGGAGAUGUCAACCCUGUGGUGCAUUUCUUCAGGAGCUUUGUGUCCUCUCCUCGUCCCAAGUCAAAGUGGAGAGAACUAUUGGGCCUGGCUUCCUCAUCGCCGCGUGGCACGGAGAGCAUUAGAUCACCCCACAGACGUAGAAGGGAACAGAAUACACUCUCCAGAAUCUUCAACGUGGGAGAAAGCCGAUCUCGCUCUCCACCCAAACGCUGGAGCACCAUCUUCUGAGCCCUUCUCUGACCAGAAAAACACCCAAAUGGAAGAGAGUGUAAAAGAUGAAGAGCAAAAACGCGAGAGGAAGGAUCUCUGCAGUACAGAUUCACAAGCCGCUGCGAGUUUAAUAGACUAACAUUGGCCAUCUUCGCUUCCUAGAUAAAGAUACAAUCCAAGUAUCUGUCAUUAUAUGCAUGUUGGGUUUCAAAAGCACGUGUUGACUGUAUGUGUGUAAAACUGCUGCAAUCUUUGUCAAUGGUCAGGUGAUGCAAUAGAAAGUCUAGCUGUUAUAUUGAUCGUCUCCCUUCUAAAUACAGCAGAAGUGACUAAUCUGAAAAUGUGAAGUGACUAAGAGUGAAAGACAUUAUAAUCCCUAAAAAAUGCAGAGUAACCAAAAGGUUUGGCUGAAUUUAGUCUUAUUUGACGGAAGAAAAUUCCUCUUUAACGGUGUAAUGAUAAAACAGACUUUCCAAAUUGUUUGAACCUUUAAAAAAAUAAAAUAAAAUAAGUUUUAAGUAGGAGAUAAUUUCCAUAAAACCCCAAUAUUUAUAAUUUUGAAAUUAAGCGGUUUGGCCUACUUGUCUCAGAUGUAUAUACAGUCUUUCUUACACAAUGGGUUGCAUGGGUGCUAUUUAGCUUUUGAUGCAUGACAUUAGUCCUUGUGCUACAGAGAAGACAUUUCAUGUUUUGUUUUUUUUUAAUCAAUGUUCAGCCUCAGUGAUGUGCAGUGUAUUUGUGUAUGUAUGUGUUCAUUGUUGUCCUUGUGCUGUGUUAUAUAUCGGUUAUUUUCUUUGUAUCAAGAACUCUGUAUAUAGAAUUCUUUAUUGUGCUUUGAGCAACAUAAAAAUGAUGACCUGUUAACACUCCAUACAUUUACUUAAUAUAACAUUAGAUUUGAGAAAUUAUUUUUCUUAUAAUUAGGAACGCACCUUAAAACCAUUAAACAAUGACUAAAAACUCAGUUUUGUGGACUAGGGAAUAGAUUCUAAGCACAUAUGAGUCUUAGAUUGUACGCCCUUAUUUGUUGCACUAUAUUACAUAUUAUGUGUUAAAACAGCUUGUAAAUGUUGUCUGCGUCAUUAGAUGUGCAAUUUUUUGUUAUUUUAGAAAGGCCUCACAUUAUUACCCAGGGAUAGGAUUAAUAUUUAAUAACAGACAUGCAGAAAUCUAGGAAAAAGAGUCACUGGGAGCAAAAAAGGAGGGAAACCUGAAAGUGCAAAAGGGAAAAUGUGAGAUGAGAAACAAGGAAAGGAAUUUUGAAAGAGUGAGGUGGGUUUAUUCAGCUGAUUUUCAUGGUAAGUUAUUCUGUGGUGUUUCUCACCUGUCUUAAUAAUGUUCAUUGUUUUAUGUCUCAGAGUAUUCUUGUACUGUUUAUGGAAUAGUGCUGAAUAAACAUUAGGUCAAAUAUUCUCUCUGUCAGCGCUGGAUUUGUCUCAAAUAUGGUGCUACAAUUUAUAUUAUGGACAAGAUAUUCUGAAGUGGCCAGGUGUUCUGAUGUAAUAUCAUAUAACUUUUCCUUGAUUUAUAAAAUAACAUUAAAUAAAGAUUCAGACAUGAA